UUCAGAGUUUGCAUCAGUGAACCAUUUAGUUGCACUUGUUUCUAUGAUGGCACUCAAGAUGAACUUGAUCAUAUUCUCCAGUAUUUUGGUCAUGGCAUUUGGUGCUUCAUUGGAUAACGUAUUUUCAUCAAACUUUCUUCCGUUUUCGGGAUUUCCUGCUUUCAGAACGAAUCAAUUCCAAAACAAUGUACCAAUCUUACGUUACAGCAAUGACAACAAUGAAGACGGAAACUACAGGUAUGCCUAUGAAACAGGAAAUGGAAUAUCUGUUCAAGAAACCGGACAUUUCUCCCCAUCUGUGCCUGAAGGGGGUGCAAUUGUGGCUAAUGGUGGAUUUGCAUUCACCGGAACUGAUGGGCAAACCUACAGUAUUUCUUACACAGCUGAUGAGAACGGCUUCCGACCAGUUGGGGCGCAUAUUCCAACACCACCUCCCAUUCCAGAAGCUAUCGCUCGGUCAUUAGCAGGAAUAGCCAGAAGUUCGUAUACUCCCGAUAACGGUCAAUAUCAAUAUCAACCUUACUUUGGCGGUUAUAGGAACUAUUAGUUUCAUAAGGCUUGGUUUUUAUCCUGAUUGAUUGACGUGUUUAUGUAAUUGUCUGAAUAAAAUGCAUGCAAAUUA
This is a messenger RNA of Agrilus planipennis (emerald ash borer), 622 nucleotides long. RefSeq names its product endocuticle structural glycoprotein SgAbd-2-like. Gene Ontology annotation, molecular function: structural constituent of chitin-based larval cuticle. The transcript is spliced from 2 exons. Gene Ontology annotation, cellular component: chitin-based extracellular matrix. The coding region runs from base 44 to 547 and encodes 167 amino acids. The record is from RefSeq and is a predicted model, not a curated record. NCBI's taxonomy places the organism in Eukaryota, Metazoa, Arthropoda, Insecta, Coleoptera, Buprestidae.